CAUGUCGCGGGGCUCUAUCGAGAUCCCGCUCCGGGACACCGACGAGGUGAUUGAGCUUGACUUCGAUCAGUUACCUGAGGGGGAUGAAGUUAUAAGUAUACUGAAACAGGAACACACGCAACUGCACAUAUGGAUUGCCUUGGCGCUGGAAUACUACAAACAAGGGAAAACAGAAGAUUUUGUGAAGCUCUUGGAAGCUGCACGCAUAGAUGGCAACUUGGACUACAGAGACCAUGAAAAAGAUCAGAUGACAUGUCUGGAUACUCUGGCAGCAUAUUAUGUACAGCAGGCUCGGAAGGAAAAGAACAAAGACAACAAAAAGGAGCUUAUUACACAAGCUACCUUGUUGUAUACUAUGGCUGACAAAAUUAUCAUGUAUGAUCAGAAUCACUUGUUGGGAAGAGCCUGUUUCUGUCUGCUAGAAGGUGAUAAGAUGGACCAAGCUGAUGCACAGUUCCAUUUUGUGCUGAACCAAUCUCCAAAUAAUAUUCCAGCCCUUCUUGGUAAAGCAUGCAUUUCUUUUAACAAGAAAGAUUAUAGAGGAGCCCUUGCCUAUUACAAAAAAGCACUGCGCACCAAUCCAGGAUGCCCAGCUGAGGUUCGAUUAGGUAUGGGCCACUGCGUAGGGGCUUUGGUUGGACUGGCUGUUCUGGAACUCAAUAAUAAAGAGGCUGAUUCCAUCAAAAAUGGUGUCCAACUCCUUUCUAGGGCUUACACAAUUGAUCCCAGUAAUCCAAUGGUGCUGAAUCACUUGGCUAAUCACUUCUUCUUCAAGAAGGAUUAUGGCAAAGUCCAACAUUUGGCUCUUCAUGCUUUCCAUAAUACAGAAGUUGAAGCAAUGCAGGCAGAGAGUUGUUACCAGUUGGCUAGAUCUUUUCAUGUACAGGAAGAUUACGAUCAAGCUUUCCAAUAUUAUUAUCAGGCCACUCAGUUUGCCUCAUCCUCUUUUGUACUUCCAUUUUUUGGAUUGGGUCAGAUGUACAUUUAUCGAGGGGACAAAGAGAAUGCAUCACAAUGCUUUGAAAAAGUUUUGAAAGCUUAUCCUAACAAUUAUGAGACUAUGAAAAUCCUUGGCUCUCUUUAUGCAGCUUCAGAAGACCAGGAGAAACGGGAUAUUGCGAAGGGUCAUUUGAAGAAAGUCACAGAGCAGUAUCCAGAUGAUGUAGAAGCAUGGAUUGAAUUAGCACAAAUUCUAGAACAGACUGAUAUACAGGGUGCUCUGUCAGCCUAUGGAACAGCCACACGCAUUCUGCAAGAGAAAGUGCAGGCUGAUGUCCCACCCGAGAUUCUGAAUAACGUGGGUGCUCUGCACUUCAGACUUGGAAACCUAGGAGAAGCCAAGAAAUAUUUUUUGGCAUCACUGGAUCGUGCAAAAGCAGAAGCUGAACAUGAUGAGCAUUAUUACAAUGCUAUCUCUGUAACAACGUCCUAUAACCUUGCCAGACUAUAUGAGGCGAUGUGUGAAUUUCAUGAAGCGGAAAAGCUGUAUAAAAACAUUUUAAGAGAACAUCCUAAUUACGUUGAUUGCUACUUGCGCUUGGGAGCUAUGGCUAGAGAUAAAGGAAAUUUUUAUGAAGCUUCUGAUUGGUUUAAAGAAGCACUUCAGAUAAAUCAGGACCAUCCAGAUGCUUGGUCUCUAAUUGGUAAUCUUCAUUUGGCUAAACAAGAGUGGGGUCCAGGACAGAAGAAAUUUGAGAGAAUAUUGAAACAACCUUCCACACAAAAUGAUACUUACUCCAUGCUGGCUCUUGGCAAUGUUUGGUUGCAGACUCUGCAUCAACCUACAAGGGAUAGAGAAAAGGAAAAGCGUCAUCAAGACCGUGCAUUAGCAAUCUACAAGCAAGUACUCAGAAAUGAUCCAAAGAAUUUGUAUGCUGCCAAUGGCAUAGGAGCUGUCUUGGCACAUAAAGGAUAUUUCCGUGAAGCUCGUGAUGUUUUUGCCCAAGUGAGAGAGGCAACGGCAGAUAUCAGUGAUGUUUGGCUGAAUUUGGCACACAUAUAUGUAGAACAGAAACAGUACAUCAGUGCUGUGCAGAUGUAUGAAAACUGCCUCAGAAAGUUCUAUAAGCAUCAAAAUACAGAGGUGUUGUUGUAUUUGGCUCGGGCCCUCUUCAAAUGUGGCAAGUUACAGGAAUGCAAGCAAACUUUGUUAAAGGCCAGGCAUGUAGCACCAAGUGAUACAGUACUUAUGUUUAAUGUGGCUUUAGUGCUGCAAAGACUAGCUACCUCUGUCCUAAAAGAUGAAAAAAGCAAUCUAAAAGAGGUGCUUAAUGCUGUGAAAGAACUGGAGCUAGCUCACAGGUACUUCAGUUACUUAAGUAAAGUAGGUGAUAAAAUGAGAUUUGAUUUGGCACUUGCUGCUACAGAAGCCAGGCAGUGCUCUGACUUAUUGAGCCAGGCCCAGUAUCAUGUGGCUCGGGCACGCAAGCAGGAUGAAGAAGAGAGAGAACUGCGUGCCAAGCAAGAGCAAGAAAAGGAACUGCUUCGCCAAAAACUACUUAAAGAACAGGAAGAGAAGCGUCUAAGAGAAAAAGAAGAACAGAAGAAACUUCUGGAACAAAGAGCUCAAUAUGUGGAGAAGACCAAAAACAUUCUGAUGUUCACUGGUGAAGUCGAAGGAUCAAAGGAGAAAAAACGUGGUGGUGGUGGAGGAAGGCGUUCCAAAAAAGGAACAGGGGAAUUUGAUGAGUUUGUCAAUGAUGACAGUGAUGAAGAUCUACCCAUGUCUAGAAAGAAAAAGAAGAGAAAGGGCAGUGGUAGUGAACAAGAAGGGGAAGAAGAGGAAGGAGAGAGAAAGAAGAAGAAGAGGAGGAGACCCCAGAAAGCAGAUGAGGGGAGUGAUGAUGAAGAGCAUGAAAAUGGUCCAAGACCUAAAAAACGACGUCCACCCAAAGCAGAGAAGAAGAAGGCUCCCAAACCUGAGCGUCUGCCUCCUUCAAUGAAAGGAAAGAUCAAGUCAAAAGCCAUAAUUUCAUCUAGUGAUGAUUCUUCUGAUGAGGAUAAACUCAAAAUUGCUGAUGAUGGGCAUGCUAGGGUUAGCAACAGUGAUUCGGAAGAUGGAGACCAGCAACACAGCAAGCGCAUUGUUUCUGACAGCGAUUCCGAUCACAGGAACAAGUCCGGCAGCGAGGCAGGCAGCCCGAGGAGGUCCAGCGUCCGCCCGUCCGACGAGGAGUCUGACAGUGACAGGUCAGCCAGAAAAAGGAGGCGGUCGGAUUCGGAGCAGUCUGACAACGAGUCUGUACAGUCGGGGAGAAGCCGCUCGGGUGGUUCGGAAAACGAAUCUCGCCCGGCUUCCCGCAGCGCCGACUCGGACAGAGAGUCGGAGAGGGGGUCUGACAAUGAGGGCUCUGGCAGGGGAUCGGGCAAUGAAUCUGAACCAGAAGGAUCCAACAACGAUGGGUCCGAAGGUGGCUCAGAUGACAGUGAUUAGAUCUAAAUUACAGAACAUCUUUUUAAAAUGUUCUUGUAAAUAUAUUUCAGUUAUAGGGAAAAUCCAAUUUUUAUAUUUGAAAACUGUGAUUUAAAAACAAAAUAAUGUUUUAGUAAACUGUUGUGAAACUUUCCUGUGAUUCUUUCUGUUAGUAACUAAUGGAUGUUUCUAAGUUGACUUAGGGUAUAGUCUAAAAUGGAAACUGCUGUAGAUAAAGAACAGAGACCCUGUGCUAUCUAUAAUCAGCAUACCAAGGAUAGAAUGCAUGUAAAACUAUGGAACAUUAUAUUAUUGUUUAGAUGGUUCCAGUGUGGCUAAAAUUGUGUGUUCUGUGUUCAUACAUG
Messenger RNA from Tinamus guttatus (white-throated tinamou), 3777 nucleotides. The record is from RefSeq and is a predicted model, not a curated record. NCBI's taxonomy places the organism in Eukaryota, Metazoa, Chordata, Aves, Tinamiformes, Tinamidae.